AUGCGAAUUUUUUCAGGUGACAACAAGGUAGUUGAUUCCCUCGCCUCUAACCCUGGAUUAAUGAGUCCAUCGAAUUUUGGCGGUGACUUCGGUUCACGACUAAAAGUAAAUGUAACAUCAAAAAAGAAACUUAACGACUCAUCACCAACUUCUCCCAUGGAAAGUUCACCAGUUUCACCUGAGUUGGUGCCUAUUCUAACACUGCUAAAUGCACAUACACAUAGAAGAUAUCAUGAAGGCGUGUUUUUGAUUUUACAAGACCUUAACAACAAUGGCACUCAUGCAGCAAGGAAAUGGAAGGACGUAUAUGGGGUACUGUUGGGUACUCAACUAGCCCUUUGGGACGCCAAGGAACUAGCAGAAUUCACUGAUCCGUCUUGUCCGGUCUCUGAAAAGAAACUGAAGGAAGUUGCUUCCAAACCCACUUAUAUCAAUUUGACAGAUGCUACACUAAGAACUUUGGAUAACUCCGAUAAUAUCGUAAUGGAGUGUGGAAAAAACCUCACUAAUGCAUUGGUGGUUUCUACUACGCUGAAAAACCGAUAUUUCUUACAAUUCGGUAACAAAGAGUCUUUCAACGCAUGGAAUUCUGCUAUACGAUUAUGUUUAUACGAAUGUUCUUCGUUACAAGAGGCUUACACAGGCGCAUUUAUUUCAAGUAGAGGCGCAAAAUUAGGUGAUAUCAGAAUUCUCCUUACGAAUAGAAAAUAUGAUUACAAGGAUUGGGUCAGCGUCAGAUUCGGAGCAGGUAUGCCGUGGAAGCGCUGCUAUGCGGUAAUCUCUCAAUCUAGCAGUAAGAAAAAGGGUCAUUUUGGUGAAAUAAAUCUUUAUGAAAAUGACAAGAAAGUGAAGAAAAACCAUGCAAUGGCUACUAUUGUAGAGGCAAAGGCGCUUUAUGCUGUUUACCCGUCCUCCCCUAAACUAAUAGAUUCCUCUACAAUCAUUAAAGUCGUAGGUUCUGUGAAAUUUGAAAAAAAGGAGUCUGCUCAGGAAAAGGAUGUCUUUAUUAUGCCCGAGAAGCAUCAAGCUGUACCAAGUUAUGACACUAUAAUAAGGUUUUUAAUACCGGCUAUGGAUACUUUUAAACUAUAUGGAAGACCAGAGAAAUUAUUGUCAAGCAAGAACGACCCACAUUCACUUUUGUUUGGUUUGCCAGUUUUGCCACAUAUAUACUACUUGGAAGUGGAGGAUUUACUUCCAUUGACUAAUUCUGUAUCAAGCUUACACUGGUCGAAUAACGAAUGGAAGGAACAUAUCAGUGAUAUUUUACAAAGGAAAAUAGCACAAGGCUACUGUGGGUGUAAUUCUACUUCCAAUAUUACUUCUCCUCUACCUUCUCCUUUCCUUGGUUCAGCAGACUUAUUUGAAAGGGCCGAUGGUGUUUUAUCACCGAAACUUUCUUACGGGUCUAAAUCUUCUUCGAAUAACAGCUCGAAGAACAGUUUGCCAAAGAGAGAGCGUGUAAAAUUGUCAUCUUCUUCUGAACAGGACCUUAAUAACUCUGAUAGUCCAUCUAUUAAACGUAAAAGUCCUCCACUAGUGAUAUCUGAAAGUCCACACAAAGUCCACACACCUACUGAUGCAUCCUUCAGAACAAGAGUGACAGAAGGUUCACCUUAUGCGAAGCAAAGACAUCCCAAGCCGUUUGCGUCAUCUGUAAACGAUUCACCAUCAGACAGAGCCAAGUCGAGGACAGUUCCUUACAAUAAUAACGACAGGAAAGCGACCACUCCUGAGAAAUUUGAAAGAGGAGAAACCUCUUGUGGUAAGAACGUGGACGAAAGUUUGGAAAAGGUCCGGAAUAUGAAGUUAGAAAUUCCCGAGUCCAAUUUUGACAAGUUCAUGACAGACAAAAAUCUGUUGUCUGUGGAUUCUAAAUGCUCUAAUGAGAAGAAGCUCUCUGUGGAAUCAGAUUUGUCUGCAAUCUACGAAAAAUACUCCAAUGGUCCCUUUGGUCACACUGAGGGUCUUAACGGAUCUUCUGAUGAAACUUACCUUCGUUUUCAACGGGCGUCAGUUCAUUCAGAGAGCAACUACAAUUCAAGAAAAUCCUUUACACCAAGUGACUUUUCUAAUGGCAAUGAGGAAGAACAUGCCGUUUUACAAGAAUUAAAUAGUUUAACCCAAAGAAUUAAUGAACUAGGCAUGGAAAGUAUAAAUUCAAACUCCGAUUCGGACAGAAUAAACGGGUCAUAUUCACAAGUGGAUUUUGGUAACAAUAACGACGAGGACGAUAUGAACCUGUUCGACCCAGAUUUUAUGGCACAAGACCAAUUGCGUGCUGAAGAAAGAGACUACAACAAGGAUGAUAGAACACCCUUAGCUAAGGUCCCUGCGGCCUUUCAAUCAACUGGAUUGGGCAUAACCCCCGAUGACGAUAUCGAGAGACAAUACAUAACGGAACACAGAUCACGACAUGAAGUGCCAAAGCGGUCUCCCGAGAAACCCUCCAACCCGCUGGAAAUAGGUAACCCAUACGCGAAACCUGGCACAAGGUUGAAUACCACUCACACCCACAGCAAAACUGAUCGUAGCAUUACCCCUCAGAGGGGCCAGCCAGUCCCAUCAGGCCAGCAGAUUUCCUCCUACGUGCAGCCAGCAAACAUUAAUAGUCCUAACAAAAUGUAUGGUGCAAACAACUCGGCAAUGGGUUCGCCCAGGAAUCCAAAGACGAGAGCGCCACCAGGUCCAUACAAUCAGGGAUGGAAUAACCGCCCCUCGCCUUCAAAUAUUUACCAACGUCCUCAUCCCUCAGAUACACAACCACAAGCAUAUCAUCUCCCCGGAAACCCAUACUCAACGGGGAACAGGCCAAACAUGCAAGCGCAAUAUCACCCGCAGCAGGUGCCCAUGCCUAUCCUGCAGCAGCCCAAUCGCCCGUACCAACCUUAUGCGAUGAAUACGCACAUGGGCUCUCCUGGCGGAUAUGCUGGGGCAGCACCACCAUUUCAGCCAGCUAACGUCAACUACAAUACUAGGCCUCAGCAGCCAUGGCCUACACCUAACUCACCAUCCGCACACUACCGUCCGCCCCCUAACCUGAACCAGCCUCAAAACGGUAGUGCUGGUUACUAUCGUCCGCCGGCACCACAAUUGCAAAACUCCCAAGCCCGUCCACAAAAGAAGGACGGAUUCUCACAGUUCAUGCCAUCUGCAACUACGAAGAACCCAUAUGCCCAGUAA
Saccharomyces cerevisiae S288C is the source of this 3183-nucleotide messenger RNA. It is a transcript of the gene CAF120, whose product is annotated as Caf120p. Bases 1 to 3183 code for a protein of 1060 amino acids. NCBI's taxonomy places the organism in Eukaryota, Fungi, Ascomycota, Saccharomycetes, Saccharomycetales, Saccharomycetaceae. Gene Ontology annotation, cellular component: nucleus; cellular bud neck; cytoplasm. The record is from RefSeq and is marked reviewed. The transcript has a single exon.